Messenger RNA from Gambusia affinis (western mosquitofish), 5834 nucleotides. RefSeq names its product vasorin-like. Gene Ontology annotation, cellular component: plasma membrane. Gene Ontology annotation, molecular function: protein binding. The record is from RefSeq and is a predicted model, not a curated record. The transcript is spliced from 2 exons. NCBI's taxonomy places the organism in Eukaryota, Metazoa, Chordata, Actinopteri, Cyprinodontiformes, Poeciliidae. The coding region runs from base 274 to 2382 and encodes 702 amino acids.
GGAGCGCUUUUGUUGAAGUCCGGCGGAGCUGAUGCGAGUCUUCACAGCGCCGCAGUGAUUCUCGGCUCACUUUAAGCGAUGCGUUGGAGCUAACUGCGCUGUGCCGCGAGAAAAAGACAAAAGCUUUCCCUUCAGUUUUUGUUUUUUUAGUUAGUUUUUUAUUACUGAUAAGCCCCCCGCCCCGUCUUACUGUGGAUAAGGAGUUGGAGGUGAAGCUGCAUUCCAGCGGGGCUCUGGAUUAUACUUUCCCAAGAGCGUUGGGCUGUCGUCAUCAUGUUCCUCUACAUCGUAUGCUUCCUACUGGCCUCUGAAGUGGUGUUCUCCACUGACUGCCCAGAAUCAUGUUCCUGCAACGCCCCAAACUCAGUGUUUUGUGUCUACAGGCGGUCCAGCACUGUACCCCGUGUCCCCAUCUCCACCCAGCAUCUAUACAUCUUUCAGAACGACAUUGAAAUCUUGGCCCAAGAUGACUUCAAAGACAUUGUCGAGUUGGAGUCACUGGACCUGAGCCAGAAUAAGUUAGCGGAAAUUCCUGACAUGGCUUUUAAGUCACUGUCUAAAUUGAAGAACUUAGACCUUUCUGCUAACCACAUAACUCACAUUUCCAAAGACAGCUUCUCUGGGUUGGGCCAGUUAGAGAGGCUGUAUCUCCAUGGAAACCUCAUUCAGAACAUUCAUUGGGAAGCUUUUGAAGGUUUAGAGAUGCUGUUGGAGUUGAAGCUGCAAAAAAACGGGCUCACCUCCCUGCCUUUUCUCAAUUUCCCCAGGCUACUUCUUUUAGACCUAAGUGACAAUAAACUCCCGUCUUUGGAACAUUCACAUCUUCAUACUCCCCAUCUAGAAGCCCUGAAAUUGUCCUCAUUAGGGCUACCGUCACUGGAUGAAAAUCUUGUAGCCUCCCUGAGAAACCUUCAUGAACUUGACUUGUCAAUGAAUCAGUUUAAGGAAGUCCCUCAAGCCCUGAAGCAGGAAUCUCUCAAGGGGCUUACGAAACUAAGCCUGGCUGCUAACCCACUUUUUGAGCUGAGGGUGAGUGACUUUCAGCAACUGGUUGCACUUCAAGAACUGGAUCUAAGCGGAGUUAAUCUCCAGGGAUUUCCUGAAGGUUUUUUUGAAAGCUUCUCAAAGUUGACACAACUGACCAUAGCCGAGAACCCCUUCAACUGUCUCUGUCCACUAGCCUGGUUCCCUGUCUGGCUAAAAGAGAAGGAAGUCAAUUUGAAGCGACCAGAGGAAACCAGAUGCCAUUUUCCUCUCGUUAAUGCUGGGAAGACACUUUCGGCAUUAGAGCACAACGACUUUGGAUGUCCACUAACCACAAUAAAAUCUGUUGGCUCCCCUGUAGAAAACACCCCAGUUCCCCAAAUCCCUACCACAUCUCCAGAAACCGCCCAUACUAAUGCUAUUCCUCCCCCUCUACCACCUAGUGAUGAGACGUUUUCCUUCAUAACAGACGACCCAUCUUUCGGAUCAGACCCUCCAAUGUCUCCUAGCUCUACUGUUGUGGAAAAUGAGUUACAUUUCUGCCCACAAAACAUCUGCUUGAAUGGAGGGACUUGCUAUUUUGACCCAAAUGGCCUACUCAACUGUUUAUGCUCUUCGGGAUCAUCUGGAGAUUACUGUGAAAUUCUCGAGGUCCCGCAGAAAUCAGAAACAGAGGUCUCUGUGGUGACUUCAGCAUUGCCAGAUAAACUAGAUGCGAUCAGCUCACGGGAGGUGACAUCCACAUCAAUACUCCUUGACCUGCACCACUUCAUCGAGACACGGCCUAACAUUCGUGGCAUCAGGCUAACCUACCGUAACCUCUCAGGCCCCGACCGUCGCCCUCACAUGCUGAGUUUGCCAACAUACUACCCUGUAUACACUUUACGUGGUUUGAACCCAAACUGUACCUACUUGGUCUGUGUCAGUCCCCUUGGAGAAAAGAUAAUUUACAAAGGUAACAGCUCUGUAGAACUGGGUCCCUGUACAGAGGCUCGCACUAGUCCUACUAUCUUUGUAGAACAUUUGGUAGAUCCAGACACCCCUAUAACAAAGAAUCUCAUUGCAGCGCUGGCGGUCCUAGCAUUAGUCCUGGUGUUGGUUUUGGUGGCUGGUACAAUCAUAUGUGUACAGAAGAAAAGGCAGGCAAAUUCAGAAAUGCAGCUAGAGCUGGGCUCAACGGAUCCUGAGGCAAUAGACUUGGAGGGUAAAAAGGUUCAUCUAGAGAACGGAGUCAAUGGUACACUACCUCUCAAACAGCCCGAGGCAGAUCGUUGCCAGACCCCACAACUCCCUCCAUCACUGCAACAAAAUGGAAGCCUGGACUAUGAAGCACCCUUGAUGCAAGGACACUGUCCAUCAAAUAACAAUCAAGCAGCACUGAAGCCGUCUUAUUUCUAACGCUAAGCAGAAUUUCCAUUGGGACUUUCUGAACCUGCUAUAUCUCUCUUAGUUUUUUUUGUACCCAUAUCGGAUGUCCACUAUUGGAGAUAGGGCACUUACUGUCCUUUGUUGUGCACAUGAUGAAAUAACGUACCAGAUUAUAUAUUUAAGAGACUCAAAACAAUGGGAUUUCAGAUCACAGCAUAUUAAAAAUGUGCUUAACCACUAUGGGACAAUGAAGAAGACGUGAUUGAAAUUCAGUGAAUGGAGGGUGGCAAUGGAACAUUUAAUCCAAUCAAUAAAUCAAGUGCAAUCAAUUAGAACGGUCUUUGUAGUGGACAGUGCCUGCUAGCAGUGACCUACUAUAACUCUGUACUUUUUUUCUUUGCUUAAAAGAAAGAGAAAGACUUUAAUCUUGUUGCUGGAUAUGGGAAUACUGAAACUGAAAAAGUGCCUUGAACUGGAGAAGUGCCAGAGUUUUAAAGACAUGAAGACUUUUGAAUCAUAAGUUUUAAUGUUAAUGGACUUUCAAGUACCUGCAAGGGAUUGGGAAAAAAAAGUUGCACUGAAAACUGCAUUUGUUUCUUUUGUGAUGACUGCUACAAAGCGAAGAUUUGGAGAAGCAACAACAAGGUUAUGUUCGGAAACUUUGCAAAUUGUUACAGACUAUAACCGCUGUUCAAAAUCUGGAUUCAAGUAUUGACAUUGUCUAAUGUAAGGACAAAACAAAUCUCGCAAACACAGAUUUGGGAUUCUGCAGUUUCUCCAGAACCACCACAGUUUCCUACAUGGCUUCUCUGGAAUUAAAUUUACUGUGAAAAUUAAGUAAAAUGGAGUUUAUUUGUAUUAUUCUGUGCCGUUACAGAGAGACUGUUUUACCACUUGGCUUUCUGCAUUUUUUGUAAAUUUUACUGUGUUUUUUGUUAAUAGUCAUUUAGUAUUAAUAUUGUUGAGAGAUGAAGCAAUGGUUGUUUCUGCUCAAAGGGCAUAAUGUCAUUAUGUCUCAUCAUGUCAACGUUUCCUCUUUAUCUUUGUUCAGCUCAAGAUACCUUCACCAAAUUCUGUGUCCAGAAUCAAGGAAAUCUGUUCUUGAAAAACAAAGAACAGAAAAAUAAUCAUGUUAAGUUUGAAACAGAAAACUUGGACUACAAUGCAUGAUGCAAUGUACAUCCAAGAGAAAAAUCAAAUCAAAUCAAAUCAAAUUUUAUUUGUAUAGCACAUUUCAGCAGCAAGGCAUUUCAAAGUGCUUUACAUCAAAUCAAACACAAAAACACAAUGCAACAUAGAAUCAACAAUAAAAACAAUAUCAAGUCAGAUUCCAUCAAUAAAUUUGUAAUUGAUUACGUUUCAAAUACAACUCUAAACAAGUGGGUUUUUAGUUGAGAUUUAAAGGAAGUCAGUGUUUCAGCUGGUUUACAGUUUUCUGGAAGUUUGUUCCAAAUUUGUGGUGAAUAGAUGCUGAAUGCUGCUUCUCCUCAUUUGGUUCUGGUUCUGGGGAUGCAGAGCAGAACCAGAACCAGAAGACCUGAUAAGCAACCAAGUAGGUACAGUUUGGGUUCAAAUGUUCCCGGCUCAAAUAAAAGUUUAUCAAAAAGAUUUAUAAGGUAAUUUAUCCAGUGAAGGGAUAAAUUACUGGAGAAAUCUGGUAACUUAAAAACUUCACAUAGAGUGAAUGUGAGUUUUUAUAAAUGGUGGGUCAAAUUAUUGUAGGAGAGUUACUCUAGUGACUCUAGUGACCCCUGGCGUUGCGUUUCCAGCGAACCCCAAUGAAGAAGGGUCUAAAAAAAUGGGCUGUCAAAGCAUAACCAUUACAAGUAGAAAACCUUCAUCACCAUGUAGAGCCAAGCUGAUUCAUGCUGAGUAGGCAUUGGUGAAGAGAGGCCAUUAUCCAUAACAUUGUUUUUGACCAUAUAAUGUAGUUUUACACUCAUACAAGACGUGGUGGAUGGAUACAAAGGUAAAACAUUGGUAUAAAAUCAGAUUCUAGUUGUAAUAAAACUCACUCCUUCAUUUGCCUCAAACAUGGAGGAAGACGAGUUACAUCAGAAGCUAACUACUGUGGAAAAACAGCAGAAGGACCAUUUACAAAGAUCAGAAAUUGAUUGAACACUUUAGAUGUUUUGUAGCAGCAGGGUACAACAAACGUAAAAAAAAAAAAAAACUGUUGUAAAAUGACACUGAUAAACUUUCAUGGCAUUAACUCUGUUGUGUCUUUAUCCCUCUUUCCAAAUCCAAAAUUUUAGUCCAGAUUGUUUUAUAAUCCAAAAGAGAAACUAUUUUGAAUGUGGGGUGAAACAGACCUGUUGUCGUUUAGACCUGUGGUAGCUGACCCAUACUUUCAGCAUAGAUUAUAGUUCUUAUCAGGAGUACGUCAUAUUUCCAAGUCAAUUAGGCACUAUCACAUUCAAUUAACAUAUUCCCAUUACAUAAAUCUUUUUAUUGUAAAGUAACUGUCUUCCUGUGUACACCAGUACUGCACCAGGUGGUCACUUCCUGUUUUAAGAACAAUAAUAGCUUUUUGCAUCAAAAGAAACGGUAAAAUUACUUAUCUCCUGGAAAAGCAAUGAUUUGUGUUUAUAUUUUCAAUCAUUACCAUACAGUUUGUUUUUUGGGUUUUUUGCUCAGAAAUCUGCCCUUUAAAAAAAAGAUGUAUCGUCAUGGUUAUUUUUACUGUUUGUCAUUUUAGUUAACAUCACUUAAACGUUUCCUAAGUUACAGUUUGUGUAACGAUAAAUACCAGUCUAAUUCUCUCGAGACCUUAUCAAAGCACACCGAAGCAAUAAAAUACAAACUAAAAUAUGCACAUAAACAUCCAAAGUUAAUACAGAAAUAGAAUUGUAAUUAAUACUAUUAAUAUUUUUCUAUUGAAGAUGUACAACAUGUUCAGCUCAAAAUAAUGUUUGUGUUUGUUCUCCAUAACAGAGUAACAACAAUAACAACCCCGACACAGCAAGAGUAGAUUUCUGUGACGUGCAGCAAGACUGACCAAUAAAAAAUAAUGAGAGCAAUUAUGUGUUUUUAAAGCGAUGUCAUUGUGAAAACGUUGAAGAGUCACGUUGUGAUUUUGUACACAUCUAAAAGGUUUUUAUUUCGCCCCAGGCCACAGUGUAUAAACUGGAUAAACUGAAACGUCAACUUUAUUGGAGUUAUAUUUGUAUUACUUUUUAAAAGUUUUGUCUAUUUGUUCAUUUUUCUGUAGUUUCGUCUUCCCGUUUUCUUUUAAACAGUUUUACAAAAUUUGUAACUGGAAGAUUGUCCAUAUUUCUUUGGCCAGUGAAAAUAGCAGGUUCUGUUUGUAAUAUUUUUUUUACACAUGCUUUUUAACACUACCUUCCCAGUUUGUUUAGGGAAACUUGUCUUUUCUUAUUGUUGUCUUCUUUGUUUGUUAGUUUCACUUGUAGCAUUUCUGUAUAUAUUUUACCAAUGCUGAGAACAGAACAGUAUUAAAAUGACUUAUUAUUGUUAUCAUC